UCUACCAGUUCUACCCAAAAUUCUACCCCGGAUACCCUACUGAGAGGAGCAGCUAGUCCCUGCAACACACACACGUGCAUACUCUGAACCAGCCAUCAUGUCUGACGCUGAGAAGUUCCUGUAUGGCGACCGCAGUGCCAUCACCGAUCCUCUGGCUCAGGCUGACUGGGCCUCCAAAAAGCUGGUGUGGGUUCCAUCAGAGAAAAUGGGCUUUGAGUCUGGUUCGGUGAAGGAGGAGAAGGGUGAUGAGUGCACCGUGGAACUCGCCGACUCUGGCAAGAAAAUUAAAGUGAAUAAAGAUGACAUCCAGAAGAUGAACCCACCCAAAUUUAACAAGGUGGAGGACAUGGCUGAGCUUACCUGUUUAAAUGAGGCGUCGGUUCUGCACAACCUGAAGGAAAGAUACUACUCUGGCCUUAUCUAUACGUACUCUGGACUCUUCUGUGUGGUGAUUAAUCCCUAUAAACACCUCCCCAUCUACACUGAGGAGAUUGUCGAGAUGUACAAGGGCAAAAAGAGACAUGAGAUGCCUCCACACAUCUAUGCCAUCACUGAUUCAGCAUACAGGAGCAUGAUGCAGGAUCGAGAGGACCAGUCCAUCCUAUGCACUGGUGAAUCUGGAGCUGGAAAAACUGAAAACACAAAGAAAGUGAUUCAGUAUUUGGCAUAUGUUGCAUCGUCUUCAAAAACCAAAAAAGAUCCUAGCAGCACCAGUCUGUCACAUGGUGAGCUGGAGAAGCAGUUGUUGCAGGCGAAUCCAAUACUGGAGGCUUUCGGUAAUGCAAAGACUGUGAAAAACGACAACUCCUCACGAUUCGGGAAGUUCAUCAGGAUCAACUUUGACGUGAACGGCUACAUCGUUGGCGCCAACAUUGAGACCUAUCUGCUGGAGAAAUCUCGUGCCAUUAGACAGGCUAAAGAUGAGCGUGCCUUCCACAUCUUCUACUACCUGCUGUCAGGAGCCGGAGACAAGCUGCGCUCCGAGUUGUGCCUGGAGGAUUAUGGGAAAUAUCGGUUCCUUUCCAAUGGGAAGGUGACUAUCCCAGGGCAGCAGGACAAAGACCUGUACAGUGACACCAUGGAUGCCUUCAAGAUCAUGAGCAUUCCAGAGGAUGAGCAGACAGGAUUGUUGAAGGUGGUUUCGUCAGUUCUCCAGUUGGGAAAUGUUACCUUCAAGAAAGAGCGUAACUCUGAUCAGGCCUCCAUGCCUGAUGAUACCGCUGCACAGAAAGUGUGCCACCUGCUGGGCAUGAACGUGACAGACUUCAUUCGUGCCAUCCUUUCUCCGAGGAUCAAAGUGGGACGUGAUUAUGUCCAGAAAGCUCAGACACAAGAACAGGCAGAGUUUGCAACUGAAGCUUUGGCCAAAGCCAUGUAUGAACGGCUGUUCCGCUGGCUAGUGAUUCGCAUGAACAAAGCCCUGGAUAAAACCAAACGCCAAGGGGCUUCAUUCAUCGGCAUCCUGGACAUUGCUGGCUUUGAAAUCUUUGAGUUGAACUCGUUUGAGCAGCUGUGCAUUAAUUACACUAACGAGAAGCUGCAGCAGCUCUUCAACCACACCAUGUUCAUCCUGGAGCAGGAGGAGUACCAGCGCGAGGGCAUCGAAUGGAGCUUCAUCGACUUCGGCCUCGACCUGCAGCCCUGUAUCGACCUCAUUGAGAGACCCGCGGGUCCUCCUGGAAUUUUGGCGCUGCUGGAUGAGGAGUGCUGGUUCCCCAAAGCUACAGAUAAAACCUUUGUUGAUAAACUGGUGCAGGAACAAGGGAAUCACCCCAAAUUCCAGAAACCAAAGAAGCUCAAGGAUGAUUCUGACUUCUGUGUCAUUCACUACGCUGGCAAGGUGGAUUAUAAAGCAGUGGAGUGGUUGUUGAAGAACAUGGAUCCUCUAAACGACAACGUCACCACAAUGCUUAAUCAGUCAUCAGAUAAAUUUGUGUCUGAACUCUGGAAAGAUGGUAAGAUUUUCUUUCACUUGGCCACAUUAGCUCUGUAUGUGCUAUCGAGUAUUAAAUUCUACAUCUCUAACAUUUUUUCUCUCUCCUCAACUUCAGUGGACAGAAUUGUGGGACUGGAUAAGGUAGCAGGGAUGUCUGAUUCGGCACCUGGGGCGUUUAAAACCCGUAAGGGAAUGUUCAGAACUGUCGGACAGCUUUAUAAAGAGCAGCUCGCCAAUCUGAUGACCACACUGAGAAACACCAACCCUAACUUUGUCCGAUGCAUCAUUCCCAACCACGAGAAGAAGGCAGGGAAGCUGGAGCCUCACCUGGUUCUGGAUCAGUUGAGGUGUAACGGUGUGCUGGAGGGAAUCAGGAUCUGCAGACAGGGCUUCCCUAACCGAAUCAUCUUCCAGGAGUUCAGACAGAGAUAUGAGCUGCUCACUCCUAAUGCGAUUCCCAAAGGCUUUAUGGAUGGUAAACAAGCCUGUGUGUUAAUGAUUAAAGCUCUGGAGUUGGACUCUAAUCUCUAUCGAAUCGGACAGAGUAAGGUGUUCUUUCGUGCUGGAGUUCUGGCUCACCUGGAGGAGGAGCGUGAUAUUAAAAUCACAGACGUCAUUCUUAAAUUCCAGGCCUGGUGUCGUGGCUAUGUUGCCCGCAAGGCAUUUUCUAAACGUCAGCAGCAGUUAACAGCGAUGAGGGUGAUUCAGAGGAACUGUGCCGCUUAUCUGAAACUCCGGAACUGGCAGUGGUGGAGACUCUUUACCAAGGUGAAGCCUCUGCUGCAGGUGACUCGCCAGGAGGAGGAGAUGCAGGCGAAGGAGGAAGAGCUGGAGAAGGUGAAGGAGAAGCAGCAGCAGUUUGAGCAGCAACUACAGGAGUACACGACCAAACAGCAGCAGCUCAGUGCUGAGAAGCAGGCACUACAGGAGCAACUUCAGGCCGAGACGGAGCUCUGUGCCGAGGCAGAGGAAAUGAGGGCUCGACUGGCCGCUCGGCAGCAGGAACUGGAGGAGAUUCUACACGACCUGGAGAAUCGCGUGGAAGAGGAGGAGGAACGUGUUGUUCAAAUGCAGAAUGAGAAGAAAAAGAUGCAGCAGAACAUUGCGGAUUUGGAGCAGCAGUUGGAUGAGGAGGAAGCAGCAAGGCAGAAACUCCAGCUGGAGAAAGUGACCACUGAUGCCAAACUGAAGAAACUAGAUGACGACAUCAUGGUGCUCGAUGAUCAGAAUGUCAAGCUUAAUAAGGAGAAGAAACAAAUGGAAGAAAGAGUUGCAGAGUUCAGUUCUAACCUGGCAGAGGAAGAGGAGAAAUCCAAAUCCCUGCAGAAACUCAAAAACAAACAUGAAGCCAUGAUCACCGAUCUGGAGGACCGUCUGAAGAAGGAGGAAAAGGCUCGACAGGAACUGGAGAAGAACCGGAGGAAGCUAGAAACUGAUUCCACUGAGCUUAAUGAUCUCAUUGCUGACCUUCAGGCUCAAAUCGCUGAACUUCGUGCCCAGCUCGCCAAAAAAGAGGAGGAGCUACAGGCAGCUCUUGCCAGAGUGGAGCAGGAAACAUCACUGAAAAAUGCUGCUCAGAAGAGGGUGAGGGAACUGGAGGCUCAAGUUUCUGAACUUCAGGAGGAUCUGGAAUUGGAGAGAGCGGCUCGUAAUAAAGCCGAAAAACAAAGACGAGAUUUGAGCGAGGAACUGGAAGCACUGAAAACUGAGCUGGAGGAUACGCUGGACUCCACUGCUGCUCAGCAAGAACUCAGAGCUAAAAGAGAGACUGAGGUUACUCAGCUGAAGAAAACUCUGGAAGAUGAAGCUCAGUCUCAUGAGCAGCUCCUCACCGAAAUGCGCCAAAAACACACACAGGCCUUUGAAGAGCUGAACGAACAACUGGAACAGGCCAAGAGGAACAAAGCAUCAGUGGAGAAAAAUAAACACACUCUGGAGAGUGAACGCAACGAGCUUCAAAUCGAGCUCCAGUCCCUCACUCAAGGUAAAAACGAUUCUGAACAUCGUAGGAAAAAAGCUGAAUCUCAGCUACAGGAACUCCAGCUCAAACAUACAGAGAGUGAGAAACAGAAGAAGGAAAUGGCCAACAAGAUGAGCAAAAUGCAGUUGGAGUUAGACAACUUGAGCAGCACUCUGGCUGAAGUGGAGAGUAAAUCCAUCAAAGCAACUAAAGACUGGUCUUCUGUUGAGUCUCAACUACAGGAUACUCAGGGUUUGCUGCAAGAGGAGACUCGUCAGAAGCUGUCCAUGUCCACUCGUGUGCGUCAGAUGGAGGAUGAACAAAACCGGCUAAAGGAGCUUCUGGAAGAGGAAGAGGAAGGAAAGAAGAGUGUGGAGAAACAACUGCACUCCGCACAGGCUCAGUUAUCAGAGUUGAAGAAGAAGAUGGAGCAGGAAGCAGCAACUCUAGAGAAUUCAGAAGAAGGAAAGAGGAAGCUGCAGAGAGAGAUGGAGAACCUGAACCAGCGUCUGGAGGAGAAAAGCUCAGCUUAUGAUAAGCUGGAGAAGACCAGGGUGAGGCUGCAACGAGAACUCGAUGAUCUGCUGGUGGGUCAGGAUCAACAGCGUCAGAUCGUCCAGGAGCUGGAGAGGAAGCAGAAAAAAUUCGAUCAGUUGCUGGCUGAGGAGAAGACUAUAUCUGCUCGUUAUGCUGAGGAGAGAGAUCGAGCUGAAGCCGAAGCGAGAGAGAAGGAAACCAAGGCUCUUACCCUGGUGAAAGAUCUCGAGGCUGUAGUGGACCAACGGAAUGAACUGGAACGCAGUAACAAACUCCUGAAAACUGAGAUGGAGGAUCUGAUGUCUUCCAAAGAUGAUGUUGGAAAGAGCGUUCAUGAGCUGGAGCGUGCCAAGCGGGCAAUGGAGCAGCAGUUGGAGGAGAUGAAGACCCAGCUGGAAGAACUGGAGGAUGAACUUCAGCUGACAGAAGAUGCCAAGCUGCGUUUGGAAGUGAAUCUGCAGGCCAUGAAGGCUCAGUUUGAGCGAGACCUGCAGGGACGAGAUGAACAGGGAGAGGAGAAAAGGAAACAACUCGUCAAACAGGUACGCGAGAUGGAAGCUGAACUGGAGGAUGAGAAGAAACAGAGAAAUCAAGCUAUAGCAGCAAGAAAGAAGUUGGAGCUGGAUCUUUCUGAACUGGAGGCUCAGAUCGACCAAGCUAAUAAAGCUCGAGAUGAAGCACUGAGACAGCUGAAGAAACUGCAGGCCCAGCUAAAGGAUCAGCUGAGGGAGCUGGAGGAGGUUCGUGCAGCCAGAGAUGCAGCAUUGAACAGCGCGAAGGAGAACGAACGCAAACUUAAGAGUCUGGAGGCCGAGAACAUGCAGCUACAUGAGAACCUGUCGGCUGCUGAUCGUACAAAGAAGCAGAUUCAGCAGGAGAGAGACGACAUGCAUGAUGAACUCACCAGCCAGAACUCGAAGAUGUCGCUGGUAGUUGAGGAGAAGAAGAAGCUGGAGGCUCGGAUUGCUCAGUUGGAAGAGGAACUGGACGAAGAACAGUGUAACGCUGAGCUUGUUAAUGACCGACUGAAGAAAGCAAACCUACAGGUGGACACUCUGACUACAGAGCUAGGGGUCGAGCGCAGUUCGGCUCAGAAGAGCGAGACGGCUCGUCAGCAGCUUGACAAACAGAACAAGGACCUCAAGACCAAACUGCAGGAACUGGAAGGUUCUGUCAAAUCCAAAUUUAAAUCCACUAUCGCUGCCCUGGAGGCCAAAAUGCUGCAGCUGGAGGAACAGCUGGACCAGGAGACCAAGGAAAAGCAGGCCAGUUCGAAGUUGGUACGACGUUCCGAGAAGAGACUAAAAGAGGUUCUGCUGCAGGUUGAGGAUGAGAGACGCAACAGUGAUCAGUUUAAAGAUCAGAUGGAGAAAGCUAACACGCGGAUGAAGCAGCUGAAGCGCCAGUUGGAGGAAGCUGAGGAGGAAGCCACACGCGCUAACGCCUCCCGCAGGAAGUUACAAAGAGAGCUUGAGGAUGCCACAGAGGCCAGCGACGUAAUGAAUCGUGAGGUCAGCGUCCUCAAGACCAAACUGAGGCGUGGUGGUGAUUACACCCUGAACGUUCGGCGUGUGGCGCGUGGUGUGGACAGUGAAGAGGACGUGGACAUGACGAGUGAGACCUCCGAGACGACACCUGAAUAAUGCUUUUGUAGGAAAAACUAAUCGAAUUACACCAAACUUGGGUCUUCUAGUCUUCACACUAUUUCAGUCCAUCACACUUACCAACCCCACAGCACUUAAAGAUUUAGCCAAUACUGUAAUACAUCUGUAUUGUAAUGGGUUGAUGCAGGGUUGCCAGAUUGCUUACUAGAUUAGACAUGUGACUGUGAUGGAAGUCGAUGUUGGAGUAUUUUUACUUUGGCAACCUACAUAUUUUACUUGCACUUGACUGGGAAUAAUGGUUGCCUUAGUAAUUUGAAUACAUUAUAUACAUGUAACAAUAUUAACAAUACACUGAGUCAAGAGGGGACCUCUUUAGCCCAUAACUUUGGCAAAUGUUGAUGAAUUGUCAAAAUUCUUUCACAUUAACAUUGUAACUUGCAAUUGCAAAAACAGAUUGCAAGUGUUGAAUUUAGUCAUAAAUUGACAUUUUAUUGUUCACAAUUAAAGUUGUCACGUGUUAAUAUAAAAAUUGUAAUUGUGAAAAUUAUCAUUUCACAAGGUAUCUUAACUACACGGCUAAGGUGCAGUGGGCAAUAACAAUCACUUUGGCAAAUGUUGAUCUUUUUUUUUUUUUAUUCACUGUUUCAUUCAGAAUUAAAUUGGUAAAGUUAUGGUCAAAGGUACAGAGGUCCCUUUUUGACGGUGUACAAAUAUACUGUAUAUCUGCCUGAUGUGUUGACAUUAAGCAUAAACAGGAAUAAAUAGGGGCUUAAAAUGUUCUAACAUAUUUUUCUAGAUUAUCAUUUUUGUAUUUUUGCCUUUGUCAGAAAAAGUUGCUUCACUUUUUAAUCUCAUCGGUUUAUAGUUUUUUUAUGGUAUAUUGGUAGCACCAUUGUAAUGUACUUAUUUCGAUCAGAAUUUUUGUUCCUUUCGACUAUUAGCACAUUAAUAUAGGCAUGUUAGCACCGGAGCAAAACAAUGCACAUUUCAGUUUCACAUUCCACCCUCUUUUGCGAUUGUUGUUUAUUGGUUGUUAUGGCUAUAUUGUCGUUAUAAAACACACUGCAGUAUUCAAAACAUUUAAAGAUUGAGCCGUGGUUUAUUAGAAGUCUUGUAAAGGUGAUAUAAUAAUCGUGUUAAUGCAUUUGGGUGGAGGGAUACAACAUUAAAAUAGCUUAUUGCCAGAUUUUUAUAUCUGUAUUCCCUUUGAUAAGUCUGAAUAGAUUUAUUUGUUCUUGUAUUAAAUGGAAUCAUUGACUGAAUUUUCUUCCUUUCACUAUGUAAUCAUGUGUAUCUGUAUGACUUGAUCAGAAUUCUGCUUUUCUCCAUGUAUUUUUAAUCACUGCUUUUGUACCAAAACUGCAGCUGCAAUUUUUAUAUCACAGACAUAUUAAAGAUGCAAGUAUGAAAUG
Messenger RNA from Trichomycterus rosablanca, 7449 nucleotides. Its product is annotated as myosin-9-like. Gene Ontology annotation, cellular component: myosin II complex; cytoplasm; myosin filament. The transcript is spliced from 40 exons. Gene Ontology annotation, molecular function: ATP binding; actin filament binding; microfilament motor activity. The coding region runs from base 98 to 6076 and encodes 1992 amino acids. The record is from RefSeq and is a predicted model, not a curated record. Lineage: Eukaryota; Metazoa; Chordata; Actinopteri; Siluriformes; Trichomycteridae.